AGUCACUCAGCUAAGAAAGCCUGACAUGAUGCAUCACAUUCUUCUGCUCCUCUUUUUGACUGGCUCAACAUAUGGUUGGCUGCCGUUGGAGCAGUGGGGUUCUGGAAAUGUAACAGGAAUUGUGGGAGAAUACGGCCAGUGUAUCUGCAACAUAUUCCUUCCGGACACUACGUUCCCAGCAGACCGUCUGGAUAUUGUGCAGAUAACUUCUAAUAAGCUGACUGCAGAGGUGGAGGUCCAUAUUAACAAGGUGACCUACAUAAAAGCCCAGCUGGUUAUUCUUCUCUCUGAGCUCACUAACUUGACCACACGUGUUGAGAUAUUGGAAAGCGGGUCUGACAAGUACAUCAAACUGGAGUUUGACCUUCUGAGGGUUGAGCUGCGUGAGUUUGAGUCACUGGUCACAUACUUGAAAACAUCCCUUAACUCUUCCUCACCCAUCUUCGACAGUCUUUACCAUGAGAUCCGCAAUAUGAGCCUCACCAUAGACCUGCUGGAAAGCUAUGAUAAGAGCAAUUUAGAAGUGAUCCGCCUCGAGUUUAUCAAACUUCAGAAGAAGCUGGAGAAAUGCAGAGAUGAACAAGAUGACUUCUCCAACGCACCAAUCGGUACCUGCAAGCAUGGAGGUAUUCUGAAACUCAGUAAGCCUGUAGUUGGCCAGCUGAAUGCCGAUCUGAGUGGAAGCUUCUUAUAUGGAGGAUGGGGAAAAGACUCUAGCCCUCUACCUGGUUAUGAAGAUAUGUACUGGUACUCUGCUUUCUCUAAUACACUGAUGAGUAGAAUUCGUGUUUAUUCAGACUUCUACAAAUUGAUCAUGAGACAGCCAACGAAAACCCAUGAGCUUUAUACCAAUCGUGACUGGAGAGGUCUUGGUAAUAACUACAUUGUGCAUGGUAACACCUUCUAUUAUCAGUUUAGACAACCUUUCAGCAUGGGUAAAUUCAACAUGACCAGUCAGACUGCAGAGUACAGGGUGGUGCCAAGCGCCAGUAACAGAUUCUCCUACCAAUAUUCUGACAAUCAGAACUUAGAUUUUGCAGCCGAUGAGAAUGGAUUAUGGGUAACGUACGCCACAGAGGUAGCAAAGGGCCGACUGGUCCUGGGCAAAAUCGACGAAGCAGCAUUUGCUCUGGCAGAGGUUUGGGAAACCAGCAUUUUUAAACAAUCCGUCACAAAUGCUUUCAUGAUAUGUGGUGUUCUUUACGCUACACGUUCUAUAGAUGCUCAGACAGAAGAGAUCUUUUACACUUACAACACACGCACGAGAAAGGAUAGCUAUAUUAGUAUUCAGUUUGAAAAGUUCCAGGAUUUCUAUGUCAACUUGGACUAUAACCCGAGAGAUCAGAAACUCUACAUGUUCAACAAUGGCUACUAUGUCUCUUAUAAUGUGAAGUUUAAGAGUACCUGAGAGACACUCUCAGACCAAAUAUACUUGAAGGUCUGCAGGUGUGAUCUUAAUUCCCUGUUUAAUUAUAUGGACAUGUUCAAUUUUCUGUUUUGGAAAUGAAUAAAA
Molecule: messenger RNA, 1513 nt
Organism: Hemibagrus wyckioides
Lineage: Eukaryota; Metazoa; Chordata; Actinopteri; Siluriformes; Bagridae
Gene: olfm4.2
Product: olfactomedin 4, tandem duplicate 2
Exons: 5
Coding region: 26-1408 (460 amino acids)
Biological process (GO): signal transduction
Source: RefSeq, a predicted model, not a curated record